AUGUCCAUAAGCGAUGAGGCUCUGUUGCAGUACGUUGGACAGAUCGUUCCCCAGUCCUUCCAACGUGGCUUGAUAGUUUUAAGCUAUGUCGUGUCUUGCGUCGGAGCGGUUUUGACGCUUGAGCUACUCAACAAGCGAACUUCCCGCAAUGGCCUAGCCAACCAUCUCAUCCUCGUCAGUGCCGCAAUAGCGAUGGGAGGAAUAGCGAUCUGGUGUAUGCAUUUUGUCGGCAACCGAGCAAUCGUCUUAGCUCACAACGAACCUGAACUGCGCAUCAACUAUUCGAGCGGCUUCUCUGCGCUUUCGUUCUUCGCGCCGGUAAUCGUACUUCUUGUAACUUUCCUGGCUAUCGGUGCAAGCUACAAGGUCUCCUGGUGGCGGAUUUGCUGCGGAGGAAUACUUGCUGGAACCAGCAUAUCUGGGAUGCAUUAUCUAGGCAACCUUUCCAUCGAAAACUACGAUUGCGUAUAUAACGCGGUGUAUGUGACGGGAGCAGCCAUCAUCGCCAUAUUCGAUAGUACUCUGGCCUUGUCACUAUUCUUCGUUUUCAGAGCAUCUUGGAGGAAUACAUGGUGGAAGAGGUCGUUGUCGGCAUUCGUUCUAGCUGGAGCCGUAUCGGGAAUGCAUUGGGUCGCAGCCGUAGGUACCCAAUACCGUCUGCUACAUUUGGAUGAGCGCGCCCAAAUCACCCAUAGCCAGGAUCUCAAAGUCGCCACUAGCUUAUCGGUCAUUGCUGUCUUCUUCAUAAUAGGAUCCAUCAUCUAUGAAUCAUGGCUCACGAGGCGCAAUGCGAAUAAAGCGCAACAGAUCGUUUUAGGGGUUGCGGUGUUCGAUAAGUCAGGGAGGAUCUUGGUGAGCCCAGAUGGCUUGCUUCCUAGUGAGAAGAUAACGGAUACUUAUGUGGAAAGAACCCAAGGCGACAUAUUUAAUAUUUCGAAUCCCCUUUUCCAUUGGAUGUUUCAAGUUUCUCGGAACUGGAACAGCGUGAACGGUAUGAUUGAUGGCAUGACCGGCCACUUGGCACAUCUUCCGAAGGGUAGCCGAGAUAGUAAGAUUCGCCUCAUUACUGAUGAUGGACAACCUAUCGAAAAUUACGAUGCUAUUUUCCGAGAAUUAUUCUGCGUUGCUGCAGCGAGUUUGGCAAAUAAAUUGAAAGAGCAGCUAACCGACGUCGGAAUUUUAUGGGACGAUAUCCUAGCUACCGGAGCAAACCAAUUACCUCAAAAAAUCGACCAGAGCGUCGUCGACUGUACCCUAGAAGAAGGAACCUACGGCCAAUUUGGUGGAGGGCGCGAAAAUGGGAUUAUGCGACAACAUGAAUAUGGGCGUGGUUCGCUCAUGUUUCUUGUUCGCCGUCUCGAACAUACCCAUGACGUGAAUCGACUUGAGGCCGCCGGCUUCCGGUUUGCAGAGAUUCACCAGGUGUGUGGGAUCAUUGGAUCACGCAUGCAGAUAAAGACGAGGGACCUGAAAGGUAAACUGACGAAUAUGGCAACUUUUUCUGAGGGGAGCGCUGUGAUGAGACCGGGCGUACACUUAGGCUUCUUCGGUGUUAAAGCUCGAGUCGGAAGCUUUGGGUUCGAUAUUGUAGUCAAGAAGGGCACUCGAAACUUGCUGCCGACCAUGCCGAUACCAAUCGAACGUCUCGAGGCGUGGCAGAUGGAAAUUAUUCGGCACCUCGAUAGAAUGAAUGUUCGCGCCAUCUUUCACCUUCUUGACGAGUUGAAAAUGCUGUCUCCCCGAGAAGUACUCUUCGCCUCUCAAAUGUACGACGCUCUCCAAUCACUUCGUGCUUGGAUAGAUGAUCCCAUCGUCGAUGAUGCUGUAAUUACAUCCAAGGUGGUCCAAGUCCCUUGUCGGGCUCAAGCGGGAUCAAGCUCGGCUAAAUUCUGCACGAUGAUUUCUCUUUGUAUAAUGAUGCCAAUUCACGUUAGCGCCAGCAGUCCGAGGUGCGAAUUCAUUCCUUUAAAUUUCUUCAAAGUCCACCAGAUGGCGUAUAAGGAUUCGCCACAGUUAGCUGCUUUUGCGCGAUACGUGCAUCGGGAAUUAUCUCCGAUCGCGAAUUCGGCGCCGGCUGAACCACCGAGAGCAGUGUACCAACGAGCCGGACGAGCUAUCUUCUCGCAAAAUCGCUUUGGUAUUCUACGUCGUCUCGGAAGAUCGAAUAUCAACAACUAUGAUGUUAUGGACAGUAGCUAUCCGGACCAAACCCAGUCAGGUCGAAGGUCUUCUAGCCAUGAUUCGGAUCACAUCGGCUCUACGAUAAAGCUCUGCAACCAAGACUCUCAAUAUCGAGAAAGGUUAGGCAGUGAUGCAAUGUCCGAUAAAACGGGGAUAUAUCAGUCUUCUUCUUUGGCUGGUUUAGGUGGGAUUAUGGUGUCUCAAGAAAUCCAGGUAGAUAUAAGCCAAAUCGAGGAUUCAGGAAGAAAGUUGUCUAUCCCAUCGAAAGCCGUUACGAGCACAGACCGGGUGACGAUGGUCAAGGCUGGAGCGGGUUUCGAUUUCGAGAUGGAUGUUUUACCCGGAAUAGAGGAUACACGGGCAGGGGCACCCUUUGGCUCGGUUGUAGCUGAACGCGAGAAGGUUAACGAAGUAAUUACAUUCGUUGAUGAGCUCUUCGCUAUAAGAUUGAGGCGGAUUGCCCUUCCAACCACAAUUGCCGCGGUUGGUGGUGGUGCUAUUCUUUAUUCAUACCGACCCCGAAAUAUUCCCGGCUUCGAAGGCCCUGCCGUUCCACCUCCCAUCUACGGCGCAGAUGGCACAUUUAAACUUCCUCGGUUUCCUAGUAGCAAUGGGGAAGAGCAGGAAUAUGAUAUGCUUGUAAUUGGCGGCGGAGCUACUGGUGCCGGUGUUGCCUUGGACGCUGUUACUCGAGGUCUCAAAGUAGCAGUUGUUGAGCGAGACGACUUCAGCAGCGGCACCAGUAGUAAAAGUACCAAGCUCGUGCACGGCGGUGUGAGGUACCUGGAAAAGGCUCUAGUCAAAGAGGCCCUCAAGGAACGAAAGUAUUUCCUACAGACCGCUCCCCACCUGAGCUCGUGGCUACCAAUUAUGUUACCUCUAGACAAAUGGUGGAAAGCACCGUACUACUGGGCCGGUACUAAAUUCUACGAUUUCCUCGCCGGCAGUGAAGGUAUCGAGAGCUCCUACUUUUUAACUAGGAGUAAGGCACUCGAUGCAUUUCCCAUGCUGAAGCAAACGGACCUCGUCGGUGCCCUAGUAUACUACGAUGGUGCUCACAACGACUCAAGAAUGAACGUUUCGAUUGCGAUGACCGCGGCGGUAUAUGGAGCUACCAUAUUAAAUCAUGCCGAGGUAACUGGAUUGAUCAAGAAUGACAAGGGCAGACUUUCUGGUGCCCAGAAAUCCGAGCCGAUUACUAUUAAGGCUAAGUGUAUUGUAAACUGUACCGGCCCAUUCACCGACUCGAUUCGGAAACUCGAUGACCAAGAUUGUAAGGAGAUUGUCGCGCCGGCUUCCGGUGUUCAUGUCAUCUUACCAGGUUACUACAGCCCGUCGAAUAUGGGACUCAUUGACCCAUCGACGUCGGAUGGAAACACAAUUGCGGGCACAACUGACGAGCCUACCAACAUUUCCCCAAAUCCGCUACCAGAUGAGAAAUCAAUUCAGUGGAUCUUGAACGAAGUUAGCCACUAUCUAUCUCCGGGUAUCAGUGUUCGUCGUGGUGACGUGCUUGCAGCUUGGUCUGGAAUUCGCCCACUUGUCAAAGAUCCUAAGGCCAAGAAUACCCAGUCUCUCGUUCGCAACCAUCUCGUCGAUAUUUCUGACUCCGGUCUCGUUACGUGUGCGGGUGGAAAAUGGACGACAUACCGACAGAUGGCGGAAGACUGUGUGGAUGCGGCUGUUAAGGAAUUCAAUCUCCCUAUCAGGCCCUUCAUCAACGCACCACGAGUUAGUGGAACCGCAUAUGUAGACGAUGGUGCAAUUCUAAACGGAACUUGCCAAACUCAUAAUGUCCGGUUGGUUGGUGCUCAUGGUUUCAGCAAAACUCUGUUCAUCAACUUGAUCCAACAUUUCGGCGUUGAAACAGAGGUUGCCAAGCAUCUCACUGAGAGCUAUGGCGACCGAGCGUGGACGGUUGCGGCUAUGUGUAAACCCACAGACCUGCGAUUCCCCGCACGAGGAGAGCGCAUCUCUCGUCUCUACCCCUUCGUAGAUGGCGAGAUCAGAUACGCUAUUACCAACGAAUACGCUCAGACUGCGGUCGACGUCCUAGCACGAAGAACCAGAUUGGCCUUCCUAAACGCCCAAGCCGCACUUGAGUGUCUCCCUAAGAUCAUCGAUAUCAUGAGCCAGGAGUUGAAAUGGGAUCGGACAAGACAAGAACGGGAGUGGAAAGAUACUGUUGCAUUCUUGCAAUCAAUGGGCCUGCCAGAGCCGAUGUUGACCGCAACGAGGGCACAGGUCGAGAAGGGUAAGCUCGACUUCAGCUCAUCGCUUGAGUACAAGAUGUACUCAAGGCACGAUAAGCCUCCAGUUGCAGAGGAGUAA
Annulohypoxylon maeteangense is the source of this 4512-nucleotide messenger RNA. RefSeq names its product FAD dependent oxidoreductase-domain-containing protein. The record is from RefSeq and is a predicted model, not a curated record. Bases 1 to 4512 code for a protein of 1503 amino acids. Lineage: Eukaryota; Fungi; Ascomycota; Sordariomycetes; Xylariales; Hypoxylaceae. The transcript has 10 exons. Gene Ontology annotation, cellular component: mitochondrion; glycerol-3-phosphate dehydrogenase (FAD) complex. Gene Ontology annotation, molecular function: glycerol-3-phosphate dehydrogenase (quinone) activity. Gene Ontology annotation, biological process: glycerol-3-phosphate metabolic process.